AUGUCUGGUGAUGAUCCGUUACACGUCAAAAGUUUACAGGUGAAAUAUGAGGAUGUAUUCCGUCUUGCGCAGCAUCGAUGUCCACGAAUAAUGCACGAGGAAUAUCGUUGUCCUGAAUGUGAAAAGGUGUUCAGUUGUCCAGCAAAUUUGGCCUCACAUCGCCGUUGGCAUAAACCAAAAGAUUUACUGGAAGUGUUCGAAUGUGCCAAGUGCUCGAUGAGUUUCGAAACAAAAAAAUCCUUACGAGUCCACAACGUGCAAUGUUCAUCCAGAACAUCCCCUGCGCAGUCGUUAUCUUCACUUUUACAGCUGAAUCUCGUNAUACAUCUCGAUCAACUCUUCUUCACAUGCAUUGCUCGAUAG
Molecule: messenger RNA, 363 nt
Organism: Anisakis simplex (herring worm)
Lineage: Eukaryota; Metazoa; Nematoda; Chromadorea; Rhabditida; Anisakidae
Source: the annotation of a GenBank genome assembly